Paralichthys olivaceus (Japanese flounder) is the source of this 4157-nucleotide messenger RNA. It is a transcript of the gene retreg1, whose product is annotated as reticulophagy regulator 1. Gene Ontology annotation, biological process: reticulophagy; negative regulation of neuron apoptotic process. The record is from RefSeq and is a predicted model, not a curated record. Gene Ontology annotation, cellular component: endoplasmic reticulum membrane. Lineage: Eukaryota; Metazoa; Chordata; Actinopteri; Pleuronectiformes; Paralichthyidae.
CCAACUUUGCGGUGCGUCUCUGCGGGAGGAGCGGAGCGGAGGAGCGGCCCUGUGCGGUUCGUGAUGCCGCUGAGCCGGGAAGCAGGAGCCGCGGACAGCGGGCAGCGGGGUCUGCGGAGCCCGGAGCCCCGCGGCGAGGAGACGGGCUCCGGCCCCGCGGGGUGUCGCCUCUGCGGCCUGGUGAACUGGAGGCAGAGACCGUGCACGACCUCCGCGCUGUGCGCUGCAGUCAACACGGUGAUGUGGUUUGUGGCCUUCAGCUCUUUCAGGGCCUACAGCCUCCUGGCCGUCCUGCUGGCCGUGCUGGUUGUCAUGGUGACCGUCAGAGACGUUGUUCGGUCCAGAUACACAGGAGCUCACUUGUGGCGCAGCAUGACUGCAAGCUGGGAGAUCAUUGACUCAGGCCAGGAUGGCCGGUCUGGGACUGGACCUCAUCUCAGCGACUCCCUCAAACUUUUCCUCCAGGAGACCUCGGCUUUCAAGCAGCAGAACCCGGGCAAGUUUUGCCUGCUGGUUUGCAGUCUGUGCACCUUUUUUGCUGUCGUGGGACGCUACAUUCCAGGGAUUGUCAUCUCGUAUAUUCUCGUGCUCGGCGUCUUCCUGUGGCCUCUGAUUUCAACUCAUGACAUUGGUUUGUGGCUGGAGCCAGUUCUGCAGAAGCUGGACUUUGGCAUUGGAGAGUUCCUUCAGAAAAUCAAAGAAAACCACGAGAAGAGAAUCCUGCAGACUCUGACUGAGAAGGAGGGCGUCGAGUCAGACCUGUCCUCCAUGUUUCCUCAGCUCGACUCCACAGUGUGUAAGGAAAUGUCCGUAUCGGACACAGAAGUGUCUGAAGUGACGUGGACGGACAACGGCACUUUCAACCUUUCAGAAGGACACACACCACAGACGGAGAACUCAGAGGACCUCGACAGAGAGGAAGCGUUCAUCGGUGGCCUCCAAGAAUUCCCCUCACUUGACAACGGCGCAACGACCAAUGGCGAUGAUGACGACGACCUCGGCCUUCCCUUGCCUGAGCCUCAGCAGCUAAUCAAAUCCAAGCAUACACCCCUUCCUCACAAAGACCAACCCAGCGACAAAGCGCUCGAAUUGGUCAACCAGAUGGCGGGAGACUUCAUCGCCGCAGCGGUUACAGCUGCCAUCCAGGAGAGAAUAGAAGCAGCGGUUGGCUUCACGGCACUGAGCAACGACACGGAUCGGUCAAGACUCCAGGAGUCCACCAGGCUGCUAGAGUUAGCCGAGGAGUCGGACAGCGAGGUGGAGGACUUUGAGCUGUUGGACCAGUCGGAGCUGGAGCAACUCGAGGGGGAGCUGGGGCUGGGAGAGAAGAAGACCAAGGUCGAAGAGGAGACAAAGGCCAAGACGGACGAGUCGACCUCAACUGGAUUCUUCACCAAACUCCUCAGACGCCACUGAUUGAUGAUAGAGUAGGAUGGCAGGGCAGGAGGAGGAGUUACAGCGGACAAGGGGGAGGGAGAGAAGGGGGGCGUUCUGGUCACAGAAACCUCGGGUGUUAUGAGAAAAUAAUGUUUCCAUUAAUCUUUGCAGCCCAAUGCCGAGAUCAGACACACAAUGUCCGACACUGUUGCUUGUUUUAUCCUUCGUCGCAUCACAAAGAACAUAACUCACCAUAACUCAAGUCAAUUAAGAUUCAAAGGUCUCGUGAUAGUGGGAAGAAAAUGGACAAUAAUAAUAUUCAUGAGUUAGUUGAUGAGUGAAUGAUCUCCUGAAUAAUCCGCCAUGUGCACCGUCAUGUUUCUACAGUAGCCCAGAGCGGACAAACCAAACACUGGUUCUAGCCUCUCACAUGUCGACGUUACCUCUCUCACGAGGUUAGGGGGAAUUCGCUUGGUUGAAAUCUGCUGCUUACUCCACUAGAUGGCACUAAAAACCCGACACACUGAACCUGGAAAUCAUUAAGUUGCAUUAAUAAAUAAGUAACGAAGGUGACCACGCUGUUCCUUCUGUGUGUUUACUCAUCAGUUGCUGUGGUUACCGUCGUCUUUUUACAGCACCUUCGAUCGUAUUUUAAAACUUUAACGUAGUUGUAAGUAAAUGAGGGAAUUUGAAUGUGUAUCACAGUUUAUUUCAACAUCAUCUGGUGAGUUAUUAGCAUCGCACAUUUUUAAAAGCCCCAUGACGCUGAAAAUUAUGAAUUUCUCUCUUGCGUCCCAAUCAGAAGGAUUUCUGCAAUUUUUUACUUCCUCCUCGUGACUAUAAAUUCUGACAGUUAGCGCUCGGUAGCUACGCAGUGCUUUUCAUCGGUUGAAUCCGAAGUCGAAGGUGGCGGCGAGAAGUCGUCAUGACGCUCCACGUUGAGCGGCUGGUUACUGUCGACUCAUGUUAGCAAACAUGUAGAAUCCAGCGGCGCUCUGACAAACGUGUCCCGGGCUUUAACUCUGUAACUAAAGAUUUCCUCAGUUGUCACGAAGAGUGAAAAAAUAUGAUUUAUUGACAAUUCAUUUCGUGUGUGCACUUGAUAUAUAAUUAGUUUAUCAAAUAAAACAAAAUAAUCUUUAGCAAGAUUACGACUGUGUGGACGAAUCAUCCGUUAACUUUUUAAACACUUGAAAUGUCCCUUAAAUCUACUUACAACUCGUUUACGGUUUCUUAUAAAACUUUUAAUGACGAUACAUUACUGAUGAAUGCUGGGUUCAAAUACAGGGUUAGAAUUACGUGCUGCCCUUUAAAGGUAUCGAUAUUAUCUUUAUAUUUAAAACAGGAAACAUUUCCCUCAAUGUCGGGGAACUCAAGCUCGACUCAAUAUGUAGCGUAAAGAGCAGCACAGUAUAAAAUGUACGUUAACCGCUGAGCUGAGACUGAAAGAAACAACCACACACUUCACUAUUCACGCUGAUGCUGAACUGAUUCAUUCAACUACAUUUACCCACAAUUCCACAAACAUCGACAAGACAAUUAGUCAAACAAAACAAUCAUCUUUUCUGCAGUUCAUACUCCUACUGGUCGAAUUGUUGAGUUAAAAAGUUGUAUUUUUAUUAUUGUUUUAAAUUCUAACGGUAGUUUCUCUAUAAAACACGUAGAGUUUUAUCCACUGGUGUGUUUACAUUAUAAAACCAGAUCCCGACAUCGAUAUGAUGCGUCUGUGUUGUGGUGCCAUGAACAGAUAUUAAAAUCCAACCUCACGUCACGGCACAGGUAGAAGAAGUAUAAAUACAUUGAAAUACUUUAUAGUAACAUCAGGAGGGGGUCGUUGUUGUUUUUUUACAGUUGUCCAGACUGGACUAACUAAAUCUUUUGAGUUUUUAUGACAACCGAAGUAAUCACAGGUUGCAACAUGACACUUCACCACUAGAUGUCACUAAAUUCUACACACUGUACCUUUAAGUCACCUUGCCUGGGCUAAUCUAACCGAUCAUGUUUAGAGAACCGUAACAGUCGACUGUAACCGACCGACCCAGACACAGAAUACAUGUGAAGCUCUGGAGGCAUCGUCGUGUUCCAUCGGGACGUGAUCAUCACUACAAGUCGUGUUUCAUGCACUUUACGGUUCACACCCACCGCCUGCCUUUGAAACACGUUUUGCUCCUUUCUCAGCUACUUCAUGAACCCGUGAAGUUUCCUGCCGCUCACGUCGUUCACUGUGUGAUUCCAAAUGAGUGUAAAUGCACUGAGAGUUAAAUGUUGAGACGCUGAAUUUUCAUUUGCACCUUAAUGAUCAUUUAACGAUGCACCAGGUUGAGGAUUCGUCACGGAACGAGGAGGAGUGACUGAACUUCUUUUACAUGCCUUGUACAUGUUUAAUAUUUAACACGUGCAGCGAUGUUCAACGUAUCCUCUUGAAUUCAUGAUGUAAUGCUGUGUCCUAACAUAACUAUUAAGACGUGCUCAUCAGUGCCUCUGAGGGCUUUGUAGUGGCUGCAGUUUGUUUUUUGCUCUUGUGAAGUAACUGUGUAAGACAAAGACAACUUCAGGAUUCACCAACUCCGCUCAAGAAGCUUUUCAAAGUUUCCGACUAAUAAAACGGUUCAUUUUGUUCAUUAACCUUCCAGUUGUAUCAAGGUGGCUUCCAAGCACUUGCCGAGAAACACAUUGAGCCCGUUUCAGAAAGUUCUUGGUGGGUCGGAGACAAUAUGCAUUAACAAAAUGUACUUUUGUGUAUUUAAACUCGAGAACAUCAAUAAAAUGUUGUAAAGCCA